Messenger RNA from Cyclocybe aegerita, 1512 nucleotides. NCBI's taxonomy places the organism in Eukaryota, Fungi, Basidiomycota, Agaricomycetes, Agaricales, Hemipholiotaceae. The record is from the annotation of a GenBank genome assembly.
AUGUGCAAGACAAAAGAGCAUCAGCCAGCCUCUAGGCUACCACCACCAUGGCUGCUUCUGUACCCCCUCCCCCUCCCCGCCCUCCUUCUCCUUCUCCUCGUCGUUCCUUUUCUUCUUCCUUUCCUCAUGGACGCGUCGGCCCCGCCCCAGUACAGGCGCUUCUCCUCCAGACCUGGUCCGGCACCAUCGUCUGUCCUCGCCUCUUCCGCUGCCGCCAAUGAGCUCCCAGCAUACUCCCGCCGCAACACCCUCGCGCAACCCAUACCCGCAGGGCUGCGCCGCGAGCCCACCGAGCACGUGUUCCAGAGCGCGGAAGGCAAGAACAGGCCGUGGAUCACGCUUAGAGUGUACAGCAGCGCCAAGUCUGCGCGCUCGCUGCCUACGUUCUUUGAGAAGGAGAAUAUUAAUGGGAAGCUGGAGGUCGACGCCGUGAGGGGCGACUCGAUACAGGCUAUCACUGUCGUAGUGACUGGCCGUAUUAUUACGGGCUCGAACAUCGACGACUCCUUCGUCUUCCUCCACCACACGCAGCCGAUCUGGUCAAAAUCCCCCGACGCUCCACGCGUACCUUCUCCCUCAGAAGGCGCCUCCGCGAACAAGCUCGUCGGGCACUGCUUCUGGCCCUUGUCCAUCCCACUUCCGCGCACAGUCAACGUGCCCGCCGGGUCCGGCGAGACGCGGCCCUUCCGCCUGCCAGAGACUUUCCUGGAACGACACACCAAGGUCAGCGUGCAGUACGAUCUGACAAUCGUGCUCUCGCGGGGCAAGCUGCGGGCGGAUAACAGGAUAAAGACUGCGUUUGGAUAUGUGCCAAGUACGAGGCCGGAGCCGCCCUCGCUCCUGAGGCAGCUGGCAUACCAGCAGUUCCUGCCGCUGCCAGGGCCGUUCACGGAUCCGGAGGGAUGGAAGACGCUAAGACCGGUUUUGGUUCGAGGAAUGAUGUUCAGGACCCAGCGCGUUGAGGCCAAGUGCACACUUUCGCUCGCUAAACCACUCUGUUACGCCCGCGGGACCGUCCUGCCCUGCUUCCUUACACUCGAGUCCUCCUCCCCCCAAGCCCUUGACCUCCUCUGCACGCCCUCCGCCAUCGCACUCUCUUUGCGUCGCCGGGUGAGGUUUUACAACAAGCCAUCAUCAUCACGUCAGGACGUCGCAUGGAACGAGUCCAUGGAGGACACGGGGAGGGCCGUUUGGUGGCCGUCGACGGCGGCGGACGCACACUCGGAUUCGAAUACGCGGUAUUUGGAAGGCGAGAUUCGCUUGGAGAAGGAUCUGAGGCCGACGAGUGAGAUGGGGCAUUUUAGCAUCUCGUACGCCGUCGUCCUUUGCCCUUUCACAGCGGUCGGCUUCUCUUCAGACUCGACGGCCCUCUUGUCGGAGCCCGUCGAGAUCGCGACGAUGCACCCCAAGGGGCCACGCACGAACGCCUACUCGCCUCCUGCUUACGACUCGUCGAGAAGACACGUCGGAGAGGAGCGCGUACCCACUUUCGAUGUGGGUGCGUUCUUCUGA